Messenger RNA from Rotaria sp. Silwood1, 4149 nucleotides. The record is from the annotation of a GenBank genome assembly. Lineage: Eukaryota; Metazoa; Rotifera; Eurotatoria; Philodinida; Philodinidae.
UACCUGAAAGUCAAAUUAAAACUAUUCUUCAGUAUGUUAAUAAAAAAAGAAACAAUUGUUAGUUAUGUAAACUUUGUUUUUUUUUUAAUUUAUUUGUUUUAUUAUUUUAGACGUUCGAGUUCACAAAUUUAUAAUGUAACAGUGUUUUUUCUAUUCUUUAUGAGUUUAUAUGCCAUAUUAGGUGUACAAUUUUUUGGAUCACUUACAUUCCAUUGUGUGAGAAAUGGUACUGAUUUAAAUAAUGUGACACAGUCAGAUUUAAUGAUACCUGAUACAUAUUGUUCGCCAACAAAAGAUGGUUUUCAUUGUCCAGAAAAUUUUACUUGUAAAAAAAUUGAAAUUCAACGAAAUUUACGUGGUUAUAAUGGUUUUGAUGAAUUAGCAACUAGUUUUUUUUCAGUUUAUGAAUCAGCUAGUCAAGAAGGAUGGGUAUUUCUUAUGUAUCGAGCUAUUGAUAGUCUUCCAUCAUGGCGUGCAUUUUUUUAUUUUAUUACAUUAAUUUUUUUUCUUGCAUGGCUCGUCAAAAAUGUAUUUAUUGCCGUUAUUAUUGAAACAUUUGCUGAAAUUCGUGUUCAAUUCCAACAAAUGUGGGGUUCAAGAGGAGCAAUAUCAAACAUUGAAGCAACAAAAAUACUGCAAAAAUCUGAUAAUAGUACAUUAAAAUUAGUUAAUAUUGAUGAAAAUACUAAGAAAGGUGUAGUACCAGCUAUUUUUUUUAAAAUUGUACAAACUCCCGUGUUUACAACAAUUGUCAUGCUUGUUGUACUUGCUAAUACAAUCUUUACAGCGACUAUUAAACAUACACAUAAUGAAAUAAUUGAUAAAAAAAAUCGUGAAUUUUAUCAUAAAAUUGAGACAUUAUUUACGAUAUUUUUUGAUUUGGAAGUACUUUUUAAAAUCGUUUCAAUGGGCUUUAGAAAUUAUAUUCGAAGAUCAACAUUGAAAUUUGAAUUUAUUCUUGCUGUAGGAACAACUCUUCAUUGUUUUCCAUCAUUUUAUCGAAGUGGUUUUACAUAUUUUCAAGUUCUACGUGUCGCUCGUCUACUUAAAUCAAGUCCUUUACUUGAAGAUUUUCUUUAUAAAAUUUUUGGUCCGGGUAGAAAACUUAGUAGUUUAAUUUUAUUUACAAUGUGUUUAUUAUUGAUAACAUCAUCGAUUAGUAUGCAAUUAUUUUGUUUUAUUAAAGGUCUUGAACAAUUUGAAACAUUUCCUCGUGCAUUUAUGUCUAUGUUUCGUAUUGCUAUGAAUGAUGGUUGGACAGAAGUGAUGUAUUCAGCAAUGGACGAAGUUUAUGAAUUUGGAGUAUUCUUUUUAUGUCUCACAGCACUUUUCUUUAUUUUUUUUCAUUUAUUAACUAAUUCGAUUGUACUUUCACUUUUUGUUGCCGUCAUUUUGGACAAUCUUGAACUUGAUGAAGAUAUUAAAAUGAUUAAACAGUUAAAAACACGUCAAGCUAGUGCAGAAAUUCAACAAAAAUUACCAUGGCGUUUACGUGUAUUUGAAAGUUUUCCUGAUCAUCCUCAAAUGGUUGAAUUAUCACGCUUACCACAUGAUUUUAUAAUUCCAAAAGUUCGUGAUAGUUUUAUGCGUCAAUUUCUUAAUCAAGAUGAUAUUUAUUCAUAUUCUCCUGAACUUUCAAUGGAUUUAUAUAAUAAAAAAUAUACAGUUAAAACAUUACAUACGCCCGAAUAUCGAUCAACAGGUGAUACUAUGAAACGAACAGCUGUAAACAAUAUUAUCAGAAAUGCAAGUAAUCAACGUUUAUUAAGUGGUGAUGCUAGUCAAGUACAAUUAGCAAGUACAGCUGAUAAUAAAGUAUCAAUAUUUGUACAACAAAAUAAGAUUCGACUUGAUCGAAAAAAUUCCAUGCGUCGUUCAGGUUAUCGAUCAAAACCAGUAAAUGUUAUACGUGAAAAUGGAGAUAUUGGUGCGUUACAAGGUCGAAAUCAAGAUGAUUAUGAUAUCAAAGUAUUUCAAUAUCGAAAACAACAAGCUGAAUUAAAACGAAAUCAACAGGAAGAAGAUCUUCGUGAAAAUCAUCCAUCUUUUGAUACACCUUUAUUGAUAAUCGCACGUGAAAGUAAUUUUCGAAAAUUUUGUCAAUUUCUUGUUGAAGCUCGUUAUAAUAUUAAAGCUAAAGAUUCUCUUGGACAAGAAUUAAAAAUUAGUCAAUAUAAACAAGGACAUAAAUUUCUUGGUUUAGUAACAUAUCUUGAUUGGAUUAUGAUACUUGUAACAAUAUUAUCAACAGUUAGUAUGUCAUUUGAAACACCUGUUAAUCGAGUUGUUGAUCAACCUUUAUUACAAAUAGCCGAAUAUGCAUUUGUUAUUUUUAUGAGUGUUGAAUUAACAUUAAAAAUUUUUGCACAUGGUUUAGUUUUUACACCAAAAGCAUUAAUUCGAGAUAUUGGUGGAGUUAUCGAUGUAGUAGUUUUUUUUAUUGGUUUGAUAUUUCUUUGUUGGUCACCACGAAAAGUUCCAGCGAAUAGUCUUGCUCAAUUUCUUAUGCUUCUUCGAUCAAUACGACCUUUACGAAUUUUUAUUUUGGUACCUGAUAUGAAAAAAGUUGUUUAUGAAGUUUGUCGAGGAUUUAAAGAAAUUCUAUUGGUAUCAAUUUUACUCGUUGUAUUGAUGUUUAUGUUUGCUAUUUAUGGUGUUCAAAUUAUUGGUGGACGAUUAGCUCGUUGUAAUGAUAAAGUUUUUUUUGAUGAUCAAAAAUCAUGUCAUGGAACAUUUUGGAGAAAACUUUCUGUAUCAAAAAUGAAUGUUAGUGGUGAUGAUCCAGUUAUGCUAGUACCUCGUGUAUGGGCUAAUCCACAUAAUUUUAAUUUUGAUUAUAUUGGUAGUGCUAUGUUAGCUCUUUUUGAAGUUCUAUCACUUGAAGGAUGGCUUGAUAUACGUGAUAUUAUUAUGGAACGUAUGGGUCCAGAACAUGUUAUAUUUGUUCAUAUAUUUGUAUUUAUUGGUACAUUAAUUGGUUUAACUCUAUUUGUUGGUGUCGUUAUUGCAAAUUAUUCAGAAAAUAAGGGAACGGCUUUAUUAACAGUUGAUCAACGUCGUUGGAUGGAUUUAAAAGGUCGUAUAAAACUUGCUCAACCAUUACGUGGACCACCUCGACCAGAAAAUAGCAAAUUUCGUUCAUAUGUAUUUGAUAUAACACAAAAUCGAUUAUUUAAAAAAUCUUCUGCUAUACUUGUUCUACUUAAUUGUGCAUUACUUUAUAGACCAUGGAAAGCUAAUGAACCAAUAACACAAAUAUCAGCGUUAAUAUCAUCUUUAUUUACAUUUUUAUUUCUUGUUGAAGCUGUUAUGAAAUGUAUUGCACUUGGUUUUGUUGGUUAUUGGCAAUCACGUAGUAAUCGUUUUGAUUUAUUAGUUACUAUACUUGGUAUUGGUUGGAUUGUAUUAAAUUUUAUUUCUAUUAGUAAGAUUGAACUGCAAGAAUUUAGUAAUACAUUUGGAUUUACUGUCAUUAUACUUCGGUUUUUUACUAUUGCUGGAAAACAUGCAACACUUAAAAUGCUUAUGUUAACUAUUAUUGUAUCAUUCUUUAAAUCAUUUUUUAUUAUUCUUGGUAUGUUUUUACUUAUGUUAGUAUAUGCUUUUGCUGGUGUUAUACUUUUUGGUUGUGUUAAAUUUGGUUCUGAACUUGGACGACAUGUUAAUUUUAAAACAGUAUCUAAUGCAAUUGUUCUAUUAAUGAGAAUUGUUACUGGUGAAGAUUGGAAUAAAAUAAUGCAUGAUUGUAUGGUUGUACCACCACGAUGUACACGUGGUGAUUCCUAUUGGGAAAGUGAUUGUGGAAAUCCAACAGCAUCUAUACUUUAUUUUUGUUCGUUUUAUAUUAUAAUUACUUAUAUUGUAUUAAAUCUUCUUGUAGCUAUUAUUAUGGAAAAUUUUUCAUUAUUCUAUUCAAAUGAAGAAGAUGCAUUACUUAGUUAUACGGAUAUUCGUCAUUUUCAAACAGUUUGGAAUAUGAUUGAUAUAGAACGUAAAGGUAUUAUACCAGUUCGACGUGUAAAAUUUUUAUUAAGAUUACUUCGAGGAAGAUUAGAAGUGGAUGCCGAAAAACUCUAUAAAUAUAUGUGUUAUGAAAUUGAAAAAUUAAAUAAUGGUAAUGAUGUAACAUUUCAUGAUGUACUUAAGUAA